CGGGGCGAGGAGCGGCGCAGGCGCAUGAGGUGCGCCGGCGCUGUUGCUGUGGGGACGGGAUUGUGGACCCCCAGCCGGGCCCUGACCCCAGCAUGCUGUCCUGGAAGCCGGCUUGCCGAGCUCCCGACCUCCACUUCCGCUUCCAGGUAUUUGCGGAUCCGGGCCUGCUCCCGGAGAGUGCACCCUACUGUCACGUCUGCGGGGUCGUGGCUGUCGCCUGUCCCUGCAGCGCCAGGCCCCGCCCGGCCUCCAAGUCAAGUGCUUCUCUGUGCACCGCAGUUGGGUGAAAACAACCCCCUUACGGCGGUUUUAGACAUUGGCGUGCAAGAAAAGAUGCACUUUCUAUACUUCUCUUAGGCAGGAAGUCAUUAUAUGACUAACACAUCUUCAUCAGAUUUCCUCUGAUUUACCCUGAAGUGUAUAUGAUAAUGAUGUGCACUGCCAAGAAAUGUGGAAUUAGGUUCCAGCCUCCAGCUAUUAUCUUAAUCUAUGAGAAUGAAAUGAAGGGAAAAACUCGCCAGCGCAUCAUGCCAGUCCGAAACUUUUCAAAGUUUUCAGAUUGCAGCAGAGCUGCUGAACAAUUAAAGAAUAAUCCACGACACAAGAGCUACCUGGAACAAGUAUCCCUGAGGCAGCUAGAGAAGUUAUUCACUUUUUUACGAGGUUACAUGAGGGGCCAGAGUUUGGCAGAAACAAUGGAACAGAUUCGACGGGAAACAACCGUUGAUCCUGAGGAAGACCUGAACAAACUAGAUGACAAGGAACUUGCCAAAAGGAAGAGCAUCAUGGAUGAACUUUUUGAGAAAAAUCAGAAGAAGAAGGAUGAUCCAAAUUUUGUUUAUGACAUCGAAGUUGAGUUCCCACAGGAUGAGCAACUGCAGUCCUGUGGCUGGGACACAGAGUCAGCUGACGAGUUCUGAUAUCAAAAACUCAAAAAAUUUAUUGAGCCAGCAGAAAAUCCAUGUUUAUGCAAAGAAUGUAGAUUGGUUCUAGAAAAAUCUGUAAAGAACACUAAAUGUACAUGUCGGGUCAUAUUUGGAUUGAGCGUGUUACUUUUCAAAACCAGGACACGUAUAACAUUACUGUGUAGGUGCAUGAGGAAUAUAGGAAAAACCGAAUAUAGGAAUCUGCCUUUAAGGAGCUUACAAUCUAACUGGAAGAUAAGUCAAAAACUUGUGAAAAGCUAAUAUACAGUAUUAGGCAGCAAAAAAAUUAGAGCCAAAUGCUUGAUAAAGGUUAAAGAGGGUCGGAGCCUAGAUCACUGUAGGGUAGAAUAGUCAGGGAAGAAUGUCCUAUAGUGGCAAGACGGGAAUUUGCCCAACCCUUGAAAUGGUAUUAUUUGGAUAGAAGGUUAUAGAGGAUUCCAGAUGAGAGAAAUUGGAAGAAAAAAAAAAGGGACGGGGGGUUUGGUAAAGAGAUAGGAAUUAGAACAUUUUAUUUGAGGAACAGUAAGCAAAUUAUAGUUUGAUAAGAUUGGAGGAUAUAGUUGGUUACCAGGGGAUUAUCUUGUAUACCUUAUGUCUUUAUCUGUAUUUAACUCUGGAGUAGAAGAGUACCCCUGCAGAAUGCCCUGCAACUGCAAGGGAAUGUCAUUUGAUGGACAACAGGGGAAUGCUGCCCCUCCGGUAUCAGGAAAUAUAUACGAAAGACAUUCUGAAACCCUGAACCUCUUCCCGUAAAUAAGAGGUUUGUUUGUAAAAUGGGAAAUCUGCCCGUAAUAAAUGAACAAUAGGUACUGCCAGUUUAGGCCUAUUCGUGAGUUUGGAUCUACAAAGAGAAAGUCUUUGUUGAAUAAGCUUAUCUGUGUACAAAUAUACCUUUCUUCUUAUUAGAAUAUUAUUUAAUUGGUAGAAAUCCUAUCUUUUUUGCAAGGAAAUUAUUACUCAAUAAAUAAAACUGUAAAAAUUAUUCACUCUUUCUCCCUGUCACUCCCUACUCUCUUUACCAUUAAAAGCCGCAUUAAAGAGAUCGUUCUUACAGUGAUAUCACCAGGGACUUAAGACAGUUGUGUCUCGUAUGUAUAUUUGCCAAAGGUAGCAAAAGAAUUUUCAAAAUUGGAGAUCCUUCCAUAUCUACGUAGUAUUCCACUGUAUAGAUGUAGAUAUAUUUUAAAAGUUGACCUUAGGUUGUUUUCCCCUUUCACUAUUACAGCCAAUACCCACAGCAGAUAACCUUGUAUAGUCUCUAUUUUGCACAUGUGCAAGACCAUAAAUAACGCCUAGAGAGGAAUUGCUGGGUAUGUGCGUUCUAAAUUUUAAUAGUUACUGCUAAGUUGUCCUCCAAAGAGGUUCAUCCAUUCAUUCGUUCAUUCAGUAUAUGUACUUAAUGAGCAACUACUAGAUGCUCAGCCUGUACCGUUCUAAAGUCUGGGAAUACAGCAGUAUGCACAACAAAGUUCUUGCCUUUACAAGGUUUACAGUCUAGUUGGAGUGGGGAGACAAACAUAGAUACAUAGGAUAAUGUCAUGUGAUAAGUGCUCAGAAUUAGAAACGGUAAAAAGAAUGCCGGAGGGGAUGGGAGCCACUGUUUUCAAUAGGGUGAUGGGGUGACAUUUGAGCAAAGGCCUGAAGGAGGAAAGCAAAAAUUGAUGUGCAUUUCAGGGGUAGUGGAGAAAGGUGAGUGCAUGGCUCCCAGGGCUGGAGUGUGCUUGACAUAUCUGAGGAAGAGCAAGGAGGCCAAUGUGGCUAAUACAGAUUGAGCAAGAGGAAAAUGGUAGGAGAUGAGGUUGGUGAUGAGUACUUGCACGGUACUUACCGUGAAGGUUGUACCAACUUAAACCAUCAGCAGUACAUGAGAGUACCUAUUUCCCCAUAUGCUCAUCAACAGAGACUGUUACCAAACUUGUUGAUCUUUGCCAAUUUUAUAAUUUAAGAAUGGUGUCUUACAGUUUUAAUUUGCAUUUCUUUUAUUAUGAGUGAGACUAAAUAUCUUCAUACAUUUAAGAGCCAUUUUUUAUGAUAUAA
Messenger RNA from Diceros bicornis minor, 2963 nucleotides. It is a transcript of the gene CEP19, whose product is annotated as centrosomal protein 19. The coding region runs from base 423 to 920 and encodes 165 amino acids. The record is from RefSeq and is a predicted model, not a curated record. Lineage: Eukaryota; Metazoa; Chordata; Mammalia; Perissodactyla; Rhinocerotidae. The transcript is spliced from 3 exons. Gene Ontology annotation, biological process: microtubule anchoring at centrosome; trans-Golgi to periciliary membrane compartment transport. Gene Ontology annotation, cellular component: centrosome; centriole; ciliary basal body.